GCGAAGCGCAACGGCGGGUGGAGACCAGUAGCCGGCGACAAGAGCGUGGUGACUGCGACGACGGCGCCUGCGUAGCGAGGGCGCGGAACGCAACAAGCAGCUGCGCUCACGCCAUCUCCGUCUCCGGACAGUGUCAUUGCCACAUUAGAAGAGCUUGCACAGUUUAACGGGAACCGCGGGACAUUUCGGCUGGUACAGCAUACAGUGUGAAAUGGAAUGGUUUUUUCUUUUUUGGACAAUGAUCAAGUGCUGAAGACGCUGAAUCUGUAACAGUGCAGAGGAGAGUGUGAUUUUGUUUCUUUUCGUACAACAAAUCUUUUUCCAAGCCCUUUCUCGAUAAGGACAUCUUCAUAAACCGUUGACAGUAAAACUGCCUCCUAAUCGAUCAAAUGUUUAGGGCACAAGAUUUGUCUUCGUGACCAGAGUAAGAGAGGUGCAGUCAAAAGCAUUUUUAUUCUUGCAGACUUUGUAGCAGGUGGAUAGUGUAGCCAACGGAUCAUAACUUUCUUAAUUAUUCUGAAACAGUUUAGGGAGAGCUUAGUCCUAAAUUUAUGAACGGACGUAGCUGAUACAGUGAUGCGAUUGUCAAAUAUGGAAGUGUUUUACACCAUCAAAUAUAGGUAACAGUAAGAGCCGCAGGUUAACAAAGAAAGUUCUGGUGAAGAAGGUUGCUUAUGUGAUCUGUUAUCUGAGGAAUUUCUCGUUGUCCUACGAAGCUGUAGCUUACAAGAUAGCACAUAUUUUAUGACUGUUCGGAGGAGAUAUGUGAAUAAGUGGAUAUUCAACCACUGGUCGACAGGAUGAUGAACUGAGAUUGGAGCCUUCAUUUGAUCUUGUAGUAUUGGAGUAAUUUUGCUGGCAAUAAUGGAUGCAGAAUUUGAGUUACGCGAGGGACUGGACGGCAACGGAACGCAGUGGGGCGGCGACGAGGACCCCAUGCAGAAGCGGCCCGUGCAGGCGCUGUUCGGGCUGCUGUACCUGGUCAUCUUCACGGUGGGCACGUGCGGCAACGCGCUCGUCUGCUUCGUGGUGGCGCGCAACCGCAGCAUGCAGACGGUGACGAACCUGUUCAUCAGCAACCUGGCGCUCUCCGACAUCCUGCUGUGCGCGCUCUGCGUGCCCUUCACGCCGCUCUACACCUUCUACGGGCGCUGGGUGUUCGGCAGCGCGCUCUGCCACACGGUGGCCUUCGCCCAGGGCACCAGCGUCUACAUCUCGACGCUGACGCUGACGGCGAUCGCCGUGGACCGCUUCUACGUGAUCGUGCACCCGUUCCGGCCGCGCAUGCGCGCCUCCACGUGCCUGGCGAUCGUGUGCGCCGUGUGGGCGGCGUCGCUGGCCGCGACGCUGCCCUACGGCGUCUUCAUGGAGCACCGCCUGCGCGCCGGCAGCCACUUUUGCGAGGAGAGCUGGCCGUCGGAGACGGUGCGCCAGGCCUUCGGCGGCGUCACCUUCGCCAUGCAGUUCGUGGCGCCGUUCCUCGCCAUCUCCGUCUGCUACACCAAGAUCUGGCUGCGGCUGCGCCACCAGGCGCGCACCAAGCCGGGCGCCAAGACGUCGCGGAAGGAGGAGGCCGACCGCGAGCGCAAGCGCCGCACCAACCGCAUGCUGGUCGCCAUGGUGGUCGUCUUCGGCACCUGCUGGAUGCCGCUCAACCUCGUCAACCUCGCCAACGACCUGUACAUCCCGAUCGGCCACUGGCGCUACUUCAACCUGUGCUUCUUCGUGGUGCACGCGCUCGCCAUGAGCUCCACCUGCUACAACCCGUUCCUGUACGCCUGGCUGAACGAGAACUUCCGCAAGGAGUUCCGGCGCGUGGUGCCGUGCUGCAUGCGCGCCGGCCGCGCGCCGCGGCAGGGCUUCGCCGGCGCCGGCACCUCGAUGGGUGGCCAGUCCGUGCAGACGGCCCUGCAGACGUCCAACUCGCUGCUGCCCGACGUCGUCUCCACCGACUCGGACCCCGCCCCCGCACCCUCUCCCUGCGCCGGCUACUGCGCCAACGACGAGCAGGUCCGCUUCUCCGGGAUCGAGAACAAGGUGCUGGACGUGUCGCCUUCCAUUUAGGUGCGGCCGAGAUGCGAGGGGCAGUCUGGAUGGAGGACGUCAGUCGGCGCGCGAAGCUUCCGCUUGAGCCCCGGGAGUUCGCUCGUAGACCUCGACCUCCAGCUGCAAUUGUUCCGCCUCUGACAAAAAUCACGAUACUCACUACGUUCCCACUGAUCCUAGCCCUUAUAACUGUGAAAACAAAACUUAUUUAGCGACCGUGUAUUUUGAGCCAAAUAAAGGAUUGAAAGCUA
Molecule: messenger RNA, 2297 nt
Organism: Schistocerca piceifrons (Central American locust)
Lineage: Eukaryota; Metazoa; Arthropoda; Insecta; Orthoptera; Acrididae
Product: prolactin-releasing peptide receptor-like
Exons: 2
Coding region: 865-2064 (399 amino acids)
Biological process (GO): G protein-coupled receptor signaling pathway
Cellular component (GO): neuron projection; plasma membrane
Molecular function (GO): neuropeptide Y receptor activity; neuropeptide binding
Source: RefSeq, a predicted model, not a curated record